This is a messenger RNA of Linepithema humile (Argentine ant), 3223 nucleotides long. Its product is annotated as RNA cytidine acetyltransferase l(1)G0020. Lineage: Eukaryota; Metazoa; Arthropoda; Insecta; Hymenoptera; Formicidae. The record is from RefSeq and is a predicted model, not a curated record. Gene Ontology annotation, cellular component: nucleolus; 90S preribosome. Gene Ontology annotation, biological process: rRNA acetylation involved in maturation of SSU-rRNA. Gene Ontology annotation, molecular function: ATP binding; 18S rRNA cytidine N-acetyltransferase activity; tRNA binding.
AGCUAGCCGAAGCACGGAGCAGCGCGGAACUCGCAUGUGUUUGCUUGCGCGUGGCUGAGAUUUUGAGGUUAAAUAAGUUUAUCAAUAUUAAAAAUAUAUAAAUAUAAAUAUUUUUAGUAAAAUGGUUCGCAAAAAGAUAGACAACCGCAUAAGAGUUUUGAUAGAAAAUGGUGUCACUUUGGGACACAGAACGAUGUUUAUCGUCGUCGGCGAGAAAGCGAGAGAUCAAGUUGUAUUAUUGCACCACAUGUUGUCCAAGACAGUUGUAAAGGCUAGACCUUCUGUGUUGUGGUGUUACAAAAAGGAUUUGGGUUUUAGUAGUCACAGAAAGAAACGAAUGAAGUCUUUGCAGAAAAAAAUCAAAUCAGGCAAAUUAGACGUUAACGAGGAUGAUCCAUUUGAAUUGUUUGUUAUAUCAACUAACAUUCGCUAUUGUUAUUAUAAUGAAACACAUAAAAUAUUAGGUAACACGUAUGGCAUGUGUAUAUUACAGGAUUUUGAAGCAAUUACGCCAAAUUUAUUGGCACGUACCGUUGAAACAGUCGAGGGUGGUGGAGUCAUUGUACUUUUGCUGCAAUCUAUGAAUUCUUUAAAGCAAUUGUAUACACUGAACAUGGAUGUCCAUCAGAGAUUUCGCACGGAAGCUCAUAAAGAUGUAAUAUGCCGAUUUAACGAGAGAUUCUUGCUAUCUCUGGCUUCCUGUACUCGAUGUUUGGUUGUCGAUGAUCAACUGAAUGUAUUACCUUUAUCUUCUCACAAUCUGAGGAUAGAACCUGUGCAUAAAUCAGAUGUUUCAGAGGAACAAUCGAGUUUAGAUGUUUUAAAGGAGAGUCUGCAAGACACUCAACACGUAUCCUCAUUAAUUAAUUGUUGCAAGACGGUUGACCAGGCGAAGGCAGUUCUCAAAUUUAUCGAGUGUAUUUCCGAAAAAACUUUGAGAUCCACCGUGUCGCUGACCGCAGCUAGAGGACGCGGUAAAUCCGCUGCAUUGGGACUUGCCAUUGCCGGAGCUAUUACUUUCGGAUACUCUAAUAUAUACAUCUCGAGCCCCAGUCCGGAGAACUUGAACACUCUCUUUGAAUUUGUCUUCAAAGGAUUUGAUGCGUUGGGAUAUCAGGAACAUCUUGAUUAUGGUUUAGUGCAAUCCACUAAUCCAGAGUUCAACAAAGCCACUGUCCGCGUAAAUGUAUUUCGAGAUCACCGCCAAACGAUUCAGUAUAUACAUCCAACGGACACUCACAAAUUGAAUCAAGCGGAGCUACUUGUGAUCGAUGAAGCGGCAGCGAUUCCUUUGCCUUAUGUAAAAGCCAUGCUUGGACCUUAUCUAAUAUUUCUCGCAUCAACCAUAAACGGAUACGAAGGCACGGGUCGGUCUUUGUCGCUCAAAUUGCUGCAUCAGUUGAGAACGCAAACCGCUGGGUCAAAUAGUCACAAUGGAAAAAGCGAAAAGGAGCAGAAUGAAAAAACUCUUAUCGGAAGGCAGCUGCACGAGAUGACUCUCGAUGAAUCGAUACGUUACAAGCCUGGUGACUCUGUUGAACGAUGGUUGUGCGACUUGCUUUGCCUAGAUGUUACGACACAUGCACCUGUUCUGUCUGGAUGUCCUCCUCCCGAUAUUUGUCAAUUAUAUUACAUAAACAGGGAUACUUUGUUCUCCUACCACAAAGCUUCUGAGUUGUUCUUACAGAGGCUGGUCUCUUUGUAUGUUGCAUCACAUUAUAAAAAUACUCCUAACGAUUUGCAAAUGAUGUCUGAUGCUCCUGCGCAUCAUCUAUUCUGUCUCUUGGGGCCCGUAGAUUCCAAUAAGAAGACUUUACCUGAAAUAUUAGUUGUUCUUCAAGUCUGCUUAGAAGGCGAAGUUAGCAAAACUAGCAUAAACGAAGGUCUCACGCGGGGUCGUAGAGCGGCUGGCGAUCUAAUACCGUGGACGAUUGCUCAGCAAUACCAAGAUGAAGAUUUUCCAGCAUUAUCUGGCGCGCGUAUCGUUCGGAUUGCCACGCAUCCCGACUACCACGGGAUGGGAUACGGUAGUCGUGCACUGCAAUUAUUGAAGCAGUACUACGAGAUGAAAAUACCUAAUAUCAACGAAGACGUCGCACAAGAGCCAGUUACCGAAAUAAAAAAUGUUCCUGACGAAGCAGUCGGUUUAUUAGAAGAAACUAUUGAACCUCGGAGUUCGCUACCGCCGCUCUUGUUAAAAUUGAACGAGAGACGUCCAGAGCACUUGGAUUACGUCGGUGUGUCUUUCGGAGUUACUGAACAGCUGUUGAAAUUUUGGAAGCGGGCCAAUUUCGUUCCUGUAUAUUUAAGACAAACCGCGAAUGAUAUAACGGGAGAGCAUUCUUGCAUAAUGCUUUGCAAAAUUAAUGCGGAGCAAGAUAACGAUAAGUGGUUGCCGGCUUACUGGAGCGAUUUCCGCAGACGAUUCUUAAAUCUGCUCUCUUUUUCGUUUAACGCGUAUCCCGCGUCACUCGCAUUGAGUGUGCUAGUUAACAAGACGGUGUCUUUGAAACCUGUCAUAUUGAGCAAGGAAGCAUUGAACGUUUAUUUUACGUCGUACGACCUAAAACGUUUACAAAUGUAUAGCAACAACAUGGCAGAUUAUCAUUUGAUUAUGGAUUUAUUACCGUCGUUGGCACGCCUGUAUUUCUUAAACAUGAUGGGAGACACUCAUUUCUCAGCAGCACAAUCGGCGAUUCUACUCGGCUUGGGCUUGCAACAUAAAACCGUCGACAAGCUGGCGGAAGAAUUAAAUCUACCACAUCCGCAGUUACUCGGUUUGUUAAAUCGUAUAAUACGCAAAUCGACCCAAUAUUUCAACAACGUUGCGGAAAAAUACGUCGAGAGUACUAUGUUGACCAAAGAAUUGAUCGCCGAAGACGUGAAAGUGGAUCCUUUAGGCGGACAGAAUUUACGCGAAGAAUUGGAAACCGCGGCAAAGGAACUGAAGGUGAAACAGAAAGCGGAAUUAGAGAAACUGAAGAAUGAAAAUUUGGGGCAGUACGCUAUUAAGGGGUCGGAAGUGGAAUGGACCAGUGCGUUGUCAGGCAAGCACAGUAAAAGUCUUAUCUCUGUUAAGACUGGUGAAAAGAGACCGACAGAAAGUGAUAACAUACAAGAACCUGAUCAAAAACGUACAAAAAAGAAAAAGAGACAUUCUUUAAAGAUGUAAUCGAUGUAAUUUUAUACAAGUGAUCUCUUUUUUUCGCAUGUUUUUUCUCAG